UCAGAUUUGAUAACGAAAGCAUAGAAACUUGAAUAAUUCACGAUCGAUAUGAUGUACACUCGAACCAUGGUCGCAUCAAUUGCGGCACUGGCCACAUUUGCUGAUGCCGCUUGUGAUAUCACGCUUUCGCUCUUAGAAGACGUUGACUACGGCCCAAAUGUGCCUGCGAAUGGAGCAGACCUCCCCGCGGUCAUAAUCACUAACGCCCGUGCGGGAGAUACGCUUGGUGGACCAGCAUCAACAGAUUCAAAGUGUGUAUACUAUUAUGAGCCCGACUCGAUCCAGCUAGCAACGAACGUUUCGUAUGAUGGCAUGGCCCAAUUUGUAGGUCCUAAUUGGCCGUAUGUGGAGACAGACGCAGGUUGUGCAGUUAGCUUCGACGAUUCGGUUCCAGCGGAUUCUAUCUUCCGAAUGGACGGAUAUGUUACCGUUUCUGUUUAUGAGGGUGUAUUGUUCGGUGGUCUGCCUACCUAUUUCUGGCCUGAUGACACUCCGGGAGUAGGCCCUGCUAUGGAAGGUCUUACGUGCGUAUGCAAUUUCGGACCCUGGUCUUCAGUCGAUGAGACAGGGCAAGGUGCACACUUCGAGGUCGAACAAAGCCUUCCCGAGAUGGAAAGUGAUAGAAUCGAUACAGUUGCCUCUGAAGAGGCCUCCGUUGCCGAACCAACCUGUGCUAUCAUGCUGUCGCUACUAGAAAAUAUCGACUACGGCUCGAAUGUGCCUGCGAACGGGGCAGACCUCCCCGCGAUCAUAAUCACAAACGCCCGUGCCGGUGAUACGCUUGGUGGACCAGCAACAACAGAUUCAAAGUGUGUAUACUACUAUGAGCCCGACUCGAUCCAGCUAGCAACGAACGUUUCGUAUGAUGGCAUGGCCCAAUUUGUAGGUCCUAAUUGGCCGUAUGUGGAGACAGACGCAGGUUGUGCAGUUAGCUUCGACGAUUCGGUUCCAGCGGAUUCUAUCUUCCGAAUGGACGGAUAUGUUACUAUUUCUGCCUAUGAGGGUGUGUUGUUCGGUGGACUGCCUACCUAUUUCUGGCCUGAUGACACUCCGGGAGUAGGCCCUGCUAUGGAAGGUCUUACGUGCGUAUGUAAUUUCGGACCCUGGUCAUCAGUUGACGAGACUGGUCAAGGUGCACACUUUGAAGUGGAGCAAAAGUACCCAGAGAUAGAAAUGGAUAGUGCUGAUAUGUUAUCCAUGGUGCAAACCGAUGUAGUGACACAGACAGAUGAUGCCAGCAUGACAGAGUUCGAAGUUUAAAUGGAUCAAAAGUACAGCAUAUAAAUAUAAACAAAUAUAUCCAACAAUGGUCGCGUGGAUUAACUAUGAGUUUCUGUGUUGGGGAAACCAUGCUGGUAUAUUUGUAGUAACUACUUUUGUACGAGACAAUGAUGCAGUUUCUGACGUACAUCGGAUUUGAAAGGAACAGAUACAGUCAGCAAUAAUGAACCGGAUACAGUAUUCCUCAUUAAUAGUAUCCAUCCUACUAGAUCGGAUGCUGUAUAGUUUGAAAUUGCAAUAAAAAUUGCA
Molecule: messenger RNA, 1530 nt
Organism: Sphaeroforma arctica JP610
Lineage: Eukaryota; Ichthyosporea; Ichthyophonida
Exons: 1
Coding region: 49-1260 (403 amino acids)
Source: RefSeq, a predicted model, not a curated record